GACAGAAUGACAUGCAGCCACCAGAGACACAACAGUUUAGACUGGGCGAACAACUCCUAACUACAACACAAUUUUUUCCAUAUACUGUAGGCUAAUGAUAUCCAGAUCUUUUGCCUGAUUAAGUAACUAAUACCGGGAUCAGGAUUUCCUGUGGCUUCUCUGUAGUUCAACUGUUCUCGUGGCAACAGUUGACCAACAGCUCCAGAUGAGCCUGCUGAAGACCUAUUCUGAUGGGAUGCUGAAGCAGUCUCCGCCCUUACGUCCUGCCUUUCUCAGUGAUGGGGAUCUGACAGAGAUUCAGCUGCACUCCGUCGAAUCUAUUAAUGACCUGCACCGACACCACUCUGAACAAAAAGGAGGCAGACCACCCUUCCAUCCUUUCUCUCUUCCAUCCAAUGGGAAUGUGUCAACCCCAGUUCUCAGAACUUCAGCUCGUCAAACGGCUCAACCUCCACAAGAUGCUGUGAAGUAUUACCCACACCUUCUGAUAUGUGCAAGCCUAGGCCUCCUCCUGGUCACCCUCGCGGUCAUUCUCUUUGUCAUAGUCAAGCAGGCCAGUACUGUGAGCUCUCUGUCGGAGCUGCUGCUUCAGAAUCAGGGCCGUGCGCAGGAGGUGGCUGAGCUCAAGCACAAGUUGCAGCUCCUGGAGAGGAACCUCAACGCCACGGGCCACUGACACGCUAGCUCUCCCCUCCCCUCCCCUCCCCUCCUCAACCCUCCCCACCCCCCCCAACCCCACAGCACCCUGCAGUCUCAACUGGAGCCUGCCCACCAGCUCAAUUUACCACAAUCAUGCGCCACUCUUACAGCACUUACUGUGCAAUAGCUGUGGGCUGUGGAAAAUUUCGACCUAAGUUUACACCGUCUUGUGUAUGUGUAAUUUUCUGACUACUAGGACCAUGCUCUUUUUGGAGCAACUUAUGUAUUCAUGUUAUUGAUUUAAAAGUGUUCCUUUGAUAAUAAACGGUAGAAAAUG
Sardina pilchardus (European sardine) is the source of this 976-nucleotide messenger RNA. RefSeq lists its product as uncharacterized. NCBI's taxonomy places the organism in Eukaryota, Metazoa, Chordata, Actinopteri, Clupeiformes, Clupeidae. The transcript has 4 exons. The record is from RefSeq and is a predicted model, not a curated record. Bases 206 to 676 code for a protein of 156 amino acids.